Alligator sinensis (Chinese alligator) is the source of this 2778-nucleotide messenger RNA. Its product is annotated as 1-aminocyclopropane-1-carboxylate synthase-like protein 1. Gene Ontology annotation, biological process: biosynthetic process; amino acid metabolic process. Lineage: Eukaryota; Metazoa; Chordata; Crocodylia; Alligatoridae. The record is from RefSeq and is a predicted model, not a curated record. Gene Ontology annotation, molecular function: pyridoxal phosphate binding; transaminase activity.
AUGGAUUUCCGGGGGAAGAAGUACGAGCGGGGCAGCAACUGGUCGGACCCCGAGGUGGUGGAGCUGCUGCAGCUGUGGGCCGACGAGUCGGUGCAGAUGGAGCUGGAGAGCUGCCUGCGCAACCAGCAUGUCUUCAACCGCAUCGCAGAGGUGCUGCGGGAGAAGGGCAUCCACCGCACGGGGGACCAGUGCCGGGAGAAGAUCAAGAAGAUGAAGCUGGAGUACCGCCGCAUCAAGGACAACAACAACAAGGCGGCCCGGGGCGGGCGGACGUGGAAGUUUUACGACGCGAUGGACCGGGUGCUGACCAGCCGCCCCUCGCUGGCCUACAGCUCCCUCAGCAGUAGCAUGGCGCAGCAGGUGCUGCAGGGGACGAUGGUGGAGAGCUACCACCAUCAGUUUGCCGCCUCCGCGCUGCCCUUCGGACACUCGCAGCACCCCGAGCUGAUGGAGAUCAAAUGCGAGGAGGUGGACUCUGAUGAACGCUGCUUGACCCCAGAGCCUCCGCCGCCCAUGUCCUACCAGCAGGGCUCGCCUGACGAGCAUGAGUUGGAGCGAGCCUUCUUGGACAGGGCCCAGAAUGACUCUCCCAUCUCCAGGGUGGAGAUUCCCAUUGAGACCAGUGUCUCGCCAUCAGGUUUCAGUGAGCCAAACAUGGCCUCCUCCUCCCGGAUUCAAAGCGUUGGACCUCGACCUGGCUUCUCCACCUUGCACCGUCUGCGAAAGAAGCGGAAAGGUCAGCGAGUGAUGCCCCCCUGGAAGACCCUGACUUCUCAGCGGGCCAUGGAAGAGCGCUUUUUGCAGAUGGAGGAGCGGCGGUUGCAGCGGGAUCUGGAGGUAGAAGAGCGGCGAAUGCAGUUGGAGCAGCGGCGUUUUGAACUGGAGAGGGAGCAUGAAUUCCGCAUGUUCAAUGUUUUUGCUCAGAUGCUCAGCAUCUUAAAGCAGAGCAAUGGUGGCUCCUCUUCCUCUGUUGCAUUGCCCCGGGGCUUAGAUUUUGGCCAGGCGCUGUCUGAUAUUGCCGGAUUUGGAGGAGUUGACCUGCAAGAGGUGAGGGCCAUGCACCUAGGCCGACCCGUCUCUGAGAGGAGAUCCAACAUGUAUGGUUUCUGUAAUCCUGGUGAGUUCCAGAAAAGUCCCUACCUGUCUGCAAGAGGAAACAUUGCCAACAUCUUUCGUGGCUCCACAGAGGAGGGUUACAAGGCCUAUCAUGCUGACAAAUAUGAUGAAGACAAAAACCCCAAUGGGAUAAUUAAUUUUGGUACCAGUGAGAAUAAACUCUGCUUUGAUCUGAUGUCCAAGCGGCUGACACAGAGUGAUAUGAACCUCAUGGAGCCUCCCUUGCUGCAAUAUCCUGAUUGGAAAGGACAUAUGUUCUUACGGGAGGAAGUGGCUCGAUUUUUGACCUACUACUGCAAGGCCCCUGCACCUCUUAAGGCAGAAAAUGUGAUUGUGCUGAAUGGCUGCGGCUCUCUGUUUUCUGCAUUAGCUACAGUCCUCUGUGAUCCAGGGGAAGCUGUCUUGAUUGCCACACCCUUUUAUGGAGGUGUCACCCAAAGUGUGUUCCUGUAUGGCAAUGUCAAGCUGGUCUAUGCCUAUUUAGACAGUAAGAUCACUGGGACAAACACUCGGCCUUUUCAACUCACAGUGGACAAGCUAGAAAAGGCUUUGCAGGAUGCCCGGGCAGAGGGCAUUGCUGUAAAGGCCUUAAUUCUCCUGAAUCCCCAAAAUCCUCUAGGUGAUAUCUACUCACUUUCAGAGCUCCGUGACUAUCUGGACUUUGCGAAAAGGCAUGAGUUGCAUGUAGUAGUAGAUGAGAUCUACAUGCUGUCAGUUUUUGAUGAAUCAGCCACUUUCCACAGUGUUCUAGGGAUGGACAGAUUGCCUGAUCCACUGAGGACUCACGUGAUGUGGGGCAUAAGCAAGGAUUUUGCUGUCUCUGGAAUUCGGUUUGGCACUUUGUACACGGAGAACCAAGAUGUCGCCAAUGCUGUCGCCUCAUUGUGUUAUUUCCAUGGAGUUUGUGGGCCUGUCCAGCACAAAAUUGCACAGCUGCUCAGAGACAGAGACUGGAUCAAUCAAGUGUAUCUGCGGGCCAAUCAUGCUCGCCUAAAAGCUGCCCAUACCUAUGUGACAGAUGAACUGAAGACCCUUGGAGUUCCCUUCCUCAACCGCAAUGCAGGCUUCUUUGUCUGGAUUGAUUUUCGAAAGUACCUUAGGACAGGAACAUUUGAGGAGGAGAUGCUGCUUUGGCGACGCUUUCUCGAUAACAAAGUCCUGCUGUCCUGUGGCAAAGCCUUUGAGUGUAGUGAGCCCGGCUGGUUCCGCAUCAUCUUUGCUGACAAGACGCACCGACUUCAGUUAGGCAUGCAACGGAUUCGUAAGGUCCUGGAAGAGCGAGAACGUGAGAUAUUGGCUGAGGAAAGGGAUCAGCCCUGCCAAUCAGACCAAGAGGGUAAAGCAGACAGCACAGAUGAAGUCAUCUUUGUGUCCCGUCAUCAGGAACCAGGCUGUGCUGGUGGCUCUAAUCUUGGUGACCUCAUUGGCCUCCUGCAGCAGCAGAUGCGCUCAUCUGACUGGUUGCAGAAGAACACAGCAGAACAGUUUGCACAAGAGAAGCCAGAGAUCUAUGACGUUUUCAGUAAACUGGUGGGGAAGUAGUAGUGGCCUCUGUUCCUCCAUGUGGCACGUCUGAGCAGGGAUUGAUGCUGGGCCCUAAUUGCUUGGCAGUGACUUGAAGCAAAGGAGCUCUCUUCUGAAUAGCAAGGAAAUUGCUCUUUA